Yarrowia lipolytica CLIB122 is the source of this 2058-nucleotide messenger RNA. RefSeq lists its product as uncharacterized. NCBI's taxonomy places the organism in Eukaryota, Fungi, Ascomycota, Dipodascomycetes, Dipodascales. The record is from RefSeq and is a predicted model, not a curated record.
AUGGUGUGGUUAUGGACGCUUCCGUGGACUUUCAUUCUGGUUGCGCUGAUACCGCUGGCCACAGCUAAAUCACCAGAUGUGCACCACAGCCUGCAACAGCUCAAAAAACGAGAUGACGACUCGCUUCGAGACGAAAACUGCCAGGCAUGGAUCGCCCCAGUAUGGCCGGGAAUGAGCCAUAUGAUGGUGGCAGCAACUCGAGCGGAGCGAGAUGUGUCUUACAAUGUGUCGAUCGACCAACUGACGUACAAGGGCGCCGAGCUGACCCCGCUGGUCUUCAACAAGUACGGAUACACCCAGGACGGCAUUUUCAAAUCCAUGGACCUGCUCAAGUCCGGAAUGACGUCUCUGGGACUCGACGUCUAUUGGAACAACAAGGAACAGUACUGGCAGCUGUGCCCCGUGAUUUUCCCAAGCUCUGCAGAACCAGGCACUCCUGUUCUGCUACAGAGACGACUCACAACUGAUAUCGUCACAUGCGACCAAAAUGCGACGUUGUCGUACUUUCUAGCGGCACUUAGUAAUCAUGUCAACGUCACCGACAACAACCUCGAUGUCGACCUCAUCUCGCUCAAGCUCAACCUCCGAACGGUCGAAACGCCGAUACAAAGUAACUCGAGUUCUCAACGACAAAAGCGACAAUUUAGAGAAACGUCUACAAGCGUAACCCAGCUGGCCAGCAGCGUCCUGUCGAGUUUGUUAAACGCCUCUAAAACGACUAGAAUGGAGUCGACUGGCUCCUUCUCCAACAGCGACUCGAACUCCUCUUCAAACUCCUCUCGAAUGAGUAACUCAACGGAGUCGACCAGAACCACAUCUUCCACAGAGUCAGCUUCUAGCACCUCAACGACACCUUCAACUUACACCACAGGACCACAGAUGCUCGGAAACAUUGUGGGAUCCUCUUACAUCGGUCCUAGACUCUACACUCCCAAAGAUCUUCAUCGCGAUCGAGAAGCAGAACCUCCCAGAACUUACGACUACCAAGGUCUCAGUAACCGGGGUUUCCCUCUGGCACAUUACAUUCUGCUAGAGAUGAAGGCUCGGGUCAUGGUCUCUAUAUCUCAAAACGAUCAGCCGGACGGGUACGGUUGGGGUUCGGCAGAUCAAGACGUCAUUUUUACUAAACAAGCAUUGUUGGGCUCCUCGGACCCAGAAAACACAAAUGAAAACAUUGCGUAUGAAAACCUGCAAGAAUGCAUACGUCUGGACCCACAGUUUCUGCAGUCUAUCAACCUGACGGGUGCUGCUUCGUGGAGAACAUACUCGUCGACACAACAAGACCCGAUUUCAAACGUCUCAUUCCAGGAGUUCAUCAAUUGCGGGCUCUCCCCAAGCAUUAACAAUACCCUAGCUCCAGGAGAAACACUCCAGGGUCUCAUGACCGAAUCUCUGUGGUCGUGGGCUGAAGAUGAACCCAGCAAAUGCCAUAAUGAGUCGGUAACGAGAACGCAAGACAGAAACACAGGUCUAGUUGCCUGGAACUGCGCCGUACUCAUGCCUGACGGAUGGCACGUAGCAAACUGCUACGACACACACUACCCUCUCUGUCGACAGGGAGAACUGGCAUACAACUGGGCUGUGGGCACUCAGAAAGUCAACUACUUUGAUACCGCCCAGGAGAAGAACAUCUGUCCACCUGGAUAUACCUUCUCGCUGCCCAGAACAGCCCUACAAAAUAUCGCCGCCAAAAUUACAGUCAGAGGAGUCUCAGGAAAGACAAGGGUAUACAAAGGUGGAGAUACAACAGACCCCGACUCUUAUGACACUAUUGAUUAUGGAAACACGGCCUUCCCGGUGUGGAUCGAUCUGAAUUCCAUUUCUCAGGAAGACUGUUGGGUCUCAGGUGGACCUACUGCUAGGUGUCCUUACAGAACAGUCCAAAGCCACUCCGUAUCUGUAGCGCUCCUAACAGUGGCUUCUGCUGUCUGUGCAGGAGUUGCCGCUGCUAUAAUUCUGCUCCAAAUGGACACCCAACCUAUCAAGAAGAACUCUGGUCGAUGGAGACGACUCAUGUCCAACUUCAAGAAGUCGGAGUACGAGUCUGUCCCAGCAUAG